UAUUGUAAGGCAUUAUGAGUUAACAUGUACAAUACAAUCUGCCGGAUGCUACUAAAAUUGCGUCCCUCUGAAUAUAUAUUUCGUUGAUCCCUCUAACGUUUGUCCCACUGGGUAACCCAGGCGCUGGGAGUUUCCUAUGAUGCUUGUCUGGAUUUUUCUGAUUGUAGCAGCCGCGGUCUCCUUCGUCUACCAAGCUUACAAUGCGUUGAGCGAAAAGGUGAAGUCAUCUCUCGGGAAAGGGGACGCACUUAGUUGCGACUCAGUCACACUAGCAAAUAGAUGGCCCCUGGGUAUCGACUUGUUAGUAAGGACGCUGAUUGCGUCUGAUGAACUCUGCGUGAUGGAGUUCUUCCUAGACAAUUUCCGUAAAUUUGGGAAUACCUUCCGACAGAUUAUCGGAUGGAAUGAGUCUCUCAUGACCGUUGACUCGGCGGUCAUCGAGGCUAUACUUCUGUCUAAUGCCAAAGAUUGGGGUUUGGGUUUUCGACGCACCAUAUUCUCUCCGCUGCUUGGAGAUGGUAUCUUUGUUCAGGAAGGCGAUGCAUGGAAACGUUCGCGGGAUAUUUUACGCCCACAUUUUUAUCACCGGAACUAUGAAAGUCUAGAUAUCCUCAGACCGCACAUAGAUAACUUAUUACAAGUAAUUACCAGCACGACGACAGAUAUCAUCGACUUGGAGCCCCUAUUCUUCCGCCUGGCGCUCGACGUAACUACCGAAUUCCUCUUCGGAGAGUCUGUAAGAAGCCAGCGCUUAGACUCCAGCGUGGGAAGUCAAGAAUUUGAAGAGGCAUUCAAUAUGGCCCAGGCCAUCUCAGCUAAGAGACUUCGGCUCCAGAAGCUGCAUUGGAUUGUUGGCGGCAAAGAACUUCAAAAGGCAUGCAACGUCAUUCAUCGGUUCGUAGACCGCGUGAUACACAAGGCUAUCAUAACUAGCGCCGACAAAGAGUAUUCAGGAAGACCUCCUUUCCUAAGGAAUAUCGCUCAGUAUUGCCCAGCGCGAGACACGCUAAGAGGCCAUACUAUCAGUAUUCUUACAGCAGGAAGGGAUACUACGGCUACUUUCCUAUCGUGGACCUUCUUUCAUCUUGUGAGGCAUCCAUCGAUUAUGGCGAAACUCCAAUUAGAGAUUUCUCAAGUGGACGAGACUGUUACCCCCUUAACACGAGCAGAUCUGCUUCGAUUCACUUACCUUCAAAACAUCAUAAAAGAAGUAUUAAGAUUACACCCUCCACUACCCCUGAUAUCUCGCACUGCACUCCGGGACACGAUACUCCCAGCUGGGGGAGGAUCUGACGGAAAGUCGCCUAUCCUCGUCCCAAAAGGGAUGAGUGUACUAUAUAGCGCCUACUGUAUCCAUAGACGACCCGAUCUCUACGGAAUGGACGCCGAACUGUUCCGCCCUGAAAGAUGGGAAGAGGAACCCCUCCGUUCUCGCGAUACGAUACAUCGCGGAUGGACGUUCCUACCUUUCGGCGGUGGUCCUAGGACUUGUCUAGGGAUGGAUUUCUCCUUAACCGGGGGCGCGUAUACUAUAGUGCGCAUCCUGCAGCGCUUCCCUUCCAUCAGACUCCCGGCCGGUGAGCGGAUACAAGUGUCGGGCAAGGAAAGACAGAUGGCAACGAUAUCUCUGAAGCCAGCUGACGGAUGUAAGGUGGACCUAGGCAAUGGGUGAAGAUUCCUUUGGAAUAUCGCGUUGUGUGUAAUCCGUACAUGGAAUUGUUAGUGAUGACACGUAGAAUUACUACUCACGAAAUCAUGACGAUCGAGUCUGCCCUCUCAAAAUAAUGACAUAAUGGUAGGCAUUAAAGAAAGAACUGUUGGGUAGUGAAUGACGUGACACUGAUACAAACAGAGGAAUGGAGUUAGCACAUCCUAUCUUGAUUCUUUUCCAUCCAAUCGCAUAUAGAAUUUCAAGCAUAUUUAACGCUAGUCGAUAGAUUUCAUGGGAGUUAAAGGGGCUAUUUAGGACGUAAGAAGAAACUUAGGUUUAAAUACUUCGGGAUGGCCGAUUUUCUAUUUUUCAUAUCCGCACCGGGUCAUUUCCUCCCCGCUAGGAAUUAGAAAUCCACAUAAACGAGAAUAUACCUAAAGAUAAAAGCGUUUUCUUUGGAUAAAUUGUCGAGAUGCCAUCCUGGAACCUUUCGUACUAAAGGUCUAAAACCUCUUAGCUACCGAGAUAGUUCUCUUAACUGCCGAGACAGGGUUUAGUGCUCUUGAGUCAUAGAACACCGCUCGAGGGCAAAGCACAUCUAUUUAUCUUGAUCCACCGGAGAAAAAUAGCCCAUUGCGGAUUUGAUAUCGGUGAUAUCGAAGAAAUGCAACGGGGUUGGCAUUUGUGCUGGUAAUUCUACGCUUUUCUAGAUUUGUUGGGGACGUUUUAUUUUUCUAUC
Daldinia loculata is the source of this 2390-nucleotide messenger RNA. Its product is annotated as cytochrome P450 monooxygenase. NCBI's taxonomy places the organism in Eukaryota, Fungi, Ascomycota, Sordariomycetes, Xylariales, Hypoxylaceae. The coding region runs from base 137 to 1672 and encodes 511 amino acids. Gene Ontology annotation, molecular function: oxidoreductase activity, acting on paired donors, with incorporation or reduction of molecular oxygen, reduced flavin or flavoprotein as one donor, and incorporation of one atom of oxygen; iron ion binding; heme binding. The transcript has 6 exons. The record is from RefSeq and is a predicted model, not a curated record.